AUGUUGGUUGUGGAUAAUGCUGAUAGAAGACAUUUUGAUUCCACUCAUCACUGUCUAUCUCUCCACCUAAUACAUGCAGAAACGUUAGCAAUCCCAAAUUUAAUGCGGUCAAAGAAAUCAUUCAUCAUGUUGAUCGUGUUGAUUCUUUCGUUUAUGUUAGUCAAUGAUGCUUCAGCAUUGAGCAGGUCUAAUUUUUUUGAAUUUGAUUCAGAGUAUACAAAUACGUUAACUACUAGUGCAACUGAAAAUAUCGGCGAUGACAAUAAUGUGUCGAUUCAUUCAUCAGAGGAUUUUAGAUUACCACGCACAUUGUUUCCACAUCUCUACGAUUUGUCAAUUCAAGUCCAUUUGCACGAUAACAAGUCACAAGCAUUUUUCUUCAAUGGAUCUGUGACAAUAAAAGUUUUCUGUAAUGUGUCGACAACCGAGUUUUUCGUACAUGCAGCCGAUAAUCUGAAUGUGAGCUUGGAUCAAAUCCAUAUGUCUCCUCUUCAUGAAAAAAAUCAAACAAGUUCUUAUAUUCAAAUAGACGAAGUUCAUUAUAUUGAAGAUGCUGAGUGUUAUCGAAUUAAACUCAAAACGCCUUUGCAACAAUAUACUUAUUACAACCUGACAUUUGGACAGUUUCGUUCUGAUAUGGACUAUGAUUCUGAUGGACUGUAUAUUAUCAAAUAUUUGGAAAAUGGGAUUUACAAAUACUUGGCAAGUACUUACAUGGAGUCAAUUUAUGCAAGGAAUGUAUUUCCAUGUUGGGAUGAGCCGGAAUUUAAAGCAAAUUUCAAGGUCAAUAUUGUACGCGACAAAAAUUUCCAUUCGCUUUCAAACAUGAAUUUGGAAAGUACGGAAGUGUUGUACGAUAAUUGGCGUGUCGACAGGUAUAACACCAGUGUGAAAAUGUCCACAUAUCUGUUGGCGUUUGUGGUUUCACAGUUUUCGAAUAUUCAGAGGACAGACAAUAGAGGACGAAACUUCACUGUUUGGGCAAGACCGGAUAAAAUUCGAUCAGCUGAAUAUGCACUUGAUAUUGGCAUAAAAUUAUUGGGAUACUUUGAAGAUUAUUUUGGCAUUCCCUAUUCACUUCCUAAAAUGGAUAUGAUUGCGAUUCCUAACUCUUCAAUAACGGCAAUGGAAAACUGGGGUUUGAUCACUUAUGAUGAAAAUAAAAUGAUAUGGGACGCAGAAAACGGUUCAGUAAAUACCCUACUUGAAGUGACUUUUUCUGUGUCACAUAAAAUUGCUCAUCAGUGGUUAGGAAACUUGGUGACAAUGAAAUGGUGGGAUAACUUGUGGUUGAACGAAGGCUUCGCAACAUUUUUCGAAUACAUCGGAGUACAGUUACUACAUCCUGAGUGGAAAGUAGAUGAACUAUUCAUACUGGAUGAAUUUAUGCUUGCACUUGAUGUUGAUACUUUGAUGUUAUCAAGACCAGUCAUUUAUCCAGCUAAUACUGCAAUACGAAUUAUAACCAUGUUUGAUUUAAUCACCUAUGAUAAGGGCGCCUCCUUGGUUUGGAUGAUGGAGAAAUUCAUGGGCCGUAGUGCGUUUCAAAACGGUUUAAAAAGAUACUUAAUUCAAAACCAAUAUAAGAACACAGAUGAAAAGGAUUUAUGGAAGGCAUUAUCUGAAGAAUGGAAUACUCAAGGAAAUCAUUUGGACAUUGGAUUUAUUAUGGAUUCAUGGAUUAAACAAAGGAAUUAUCCACUAGUGAUUGUAAAGAGAAAUGGGUCGAAUGUGUUCAGUUUUGAGCAGAUACGUUACUUUCAACACUAUGGUAACAAUUCAUCUCAAACAAAUCGUGAAUACUCCUGGAGAAUACCGAUCACUUAUGGGUCGGCACAAACGGUGAACUGGACAAAUGUCGAUAUUGUGUGGAUGGUGAACAAAAAAAUGAAUCAAACAAUGAACAUAAGCUCAGACGACUGGUACUUGGUGAAUGUGAAACAAGGAGGAUUUUAUCGGGUUCACUACGCUGACAAUAACUGGAUCUUAUUAAUCAACCAAUUGCAAAGGAAUUUCACGGCUAUUCCAGUCUUCUCACGCGCACAAAUAUUGAAUGACUUAUUCAGUCUUGCAAAUCAUCAUAUCGUGCCAUAUACUCAUUUCUUGAACGCAACAAAAUAUUUAAACUACGAGGAUGAGUUUAUUGUAUGGAUAACAGCCAGUCGAUCGCUGCUUUACAUUAAUAACGUGCUUGCUCUGAAUGAGAAUUAUGACGAUUUCCAAGCAUACUUACGAACUCUUAUCGAUAACCGAAUCCGAUCAGCGAAUUGGUCAUUUGUUGGUAAAGGUCAAGAUCUUCCAAAGAUACGUUUAGACUAUAAUGUGAUCAAACUCGCUUGUAUAGCUGAACAUCAUCUUUGUGUGAACAAAACUACGGAUCUCUUCAGACAAUGGAUGUCGAAACCCGAAACGAACCCCAUACGACCUGAUUUGAGAGACAUUACUUAUUGUACAGCUAUUCGUCAUGGUGGGCAAGAAGAAUGGGCAUUUUUAGAACAUCAGCUGAUAUUUAAUGAAACUGUGAAUGAGAAUGAGAAUGAAAACAAGAUGCUGGCAUUAACGUGUUCUCGCGAUAAAGAAAUUAUGAAAAGCGCUUCAUCUGAUGAUCUCAAUGACAUUUGCAAGUAUCACCAAACCGCACACUUUGGGCGUAAUAAUGAGUGUGUACUAACUGUAAUCCUUAAAAUACUAUCCAAACGUCAUUACACACUGAAUAACAUACCGGAUCAAGAAGAAGUACUUGCUAUGCAAAAUUCUGGACAAAAACUACUUGAAAAUCAUGUUCUGAAACGUGGAUUAAAUGAUUUGUUUAAAAGGUCAAAGGAAAACAUGAAAUGGACAAAAACUCAUCGUGAUGUUAUCAAUACGUUAACUACUAGUGCAACUGAAAAUAUCGGCGAUGACAAUAAUGUGUCGAUUCAUUCAUCAGAGGAUUUUAGAUUACCACGCACAUUGUUUCCACAUCUCUACGAUUUGUCAAUUCAAGUCCAUUUGCAUGAUAACAAGUCACAAGCAUUUUUCUUCAAUGGAUCUGUGACAAUAAAAGUUUUCUGUAAUGUGUCGACAACCGAGUUCUUUGUACAUGCAGCCGAUAAUCUGAAUGUGAGCUUGGAUCAAAUCCAUAUGUCUCCUCUUCAUGAAAAAAAUCAAACAAGUUCUUAUAUUCAAAUAGACGAAGUUCAUUAUAUUGAAGAUGCUGAGUGUUAUCGAAUUAAACUCAAAACGCCUUUGCAACAAUAUACUUAUUACAACCUGACAUUUGGACAGUUUCGUUCUGAUAUGGACUAUGAUUCUGAUGGACUGUAUAUUAUCAAAUAUUUGGAAAAUGGGAUUUACAAAUACUUGGCAAGUACUUACAUGGAGUCAAUUUAUGCAAGGAAUGUAUUUCCAUGUUGGGAUGAGCCGGAAUUUAAAGCAAAUUUCAAGGUCAAUAUUGUACGCGACAAAAAUUUUCAUUCGCUUUCAAACAUGAAUUUGGAAAGUACGGAAGUGUUGUACGAUAAUUGGCGUGUCGACAGGUAUAACACCAGUGUGAAAAUGUCCACAUAUCUGUUGGCGUUUGUGGUUUCACAGUUUUCGAAUAUUCAGAGGACAGACAAUAGUGGACGAAACUUCACUGUUUGGGCAAGACCGGAUAAAAUUCGAUCAGCUGAAUAUGCACUUGAUAUUGGCAUAAAAUUAUUGGGAUACUUUGAAGAUUAUUUUGGCAUUCCCUAUUCACUUCCUAAAAUGGAUAUGAUUGCGAUUCCUAACUCUUCAAUAACGGCAAUGGAAAACUGGGGUUUGAUCACUUAUGAUGAAAAUAAAAUGAUAUGGGACGCAGAAAACGGUUCAGUAAAUACCCUAAUUGAUGUGACGUUUUCUGUCUCACAUAAACUUGCUCAUCAGUGGGUAGGAAACUUGGUGACAAUGAAAUGGUGGGAUAACUUGUGGUUGAACGAAGGCUUCGCAACAUUUUUCGAAUACAUCGGAGUACAGUUACUACAUCCUGAGUGGAAAGUAGAUGAACUAUUCAUACUGAAUGAAUUGAUGCCUGCACUUGAUAUUGAUACUUCGAUGAAAUCAAGACCAGUCAUUUAUCCAGCUAAUACUACAAUACAAAUCAUAAGCAUGUUUGAUUCAAUCACCUAUGAUAAGGGCGCCUCCUUGGUUUGGAUGAUGGAGAAAUUCAUGGGCCGUAGUGCGUUUCAAAACGGUUUAAAAAGAUAUUUAAUUCAAAACCAAUAUAAGAACACAGAUGAAAAGGAUUUAUGGAAGAUAUUAUCUGAAGAAUGGAAUACUCAAGGAAAUCAUUUGGACAUUGGAUUUAUUAUGGAUUCAUGGACUAAACAAGGGAAUUAUCCACUAGUGAUUGUAAAGAGAAAUGGGUCGAAUGUGUUCAGUUUUGAGCAGAUACGUUACUUUCAACACUAUGGUAACAAGUCAUCUCAAACAAAUCGUGAAUACUCCUGGAGAAUACCGAUCACUUAUGGGUCGGCACAAACGGUGAACUGGACAAAUGUCGAUAUUGUGUGGAUGGUGAACAAAAAAAUGAAUCAAACAAUGAACAUAAGCUCAGACGACUGGUACUUGGUGAAUGUAAACCAAGGCGGAUUUUAUCGGGUUCACUACGCUGACAAUAACUGGAUCUUAUUAAUCAAUCAAUUGCAAAGGAAUUUCACGGCUAUUCCAGUCUUUUCACGCGCACAAAUAUUGAAUGAUUUAUUCAGUCUUGCAAAUCAUCAUAUCGUGCCAUAUACUCUUUUCCUGAACGCGACAAGAUAUUUAAACCGUGAAGAUGAGUUUCUCGUAUGGAUAACAGUCAGUCGAUCGCUGCUUUACAUUAAUAACGUGCUUGCUCUGAAUGAGAAUUAUGACGAUUUCCAAGCAUACUUACGAACUCUUAUCGAUAACCGAAUCCGAUCAGCGAAUUGGUCAUUUGUUGGUAAAGGUCAAGAUCUUCCAAAGAUACGCUUUGACUAUACCGUGACCAAACUCGCCUGUAUAGCUGAACAUCAUCUUUGUGUGAACAAAACUUCGGAUCUCUUCAGACGAUGGAUGUCGAAGCCCGAAACGAACCCCAUACGACCUGAUUUGAGAUUCAUUACUUAUUGUACAGCAAUUCGUCAUGGUGGUCAUGUAGAAUGGAAAUUUUUAGAAAGUCAGCUGACGUUGAACGAUUUUGUAAAUGAAGAAGAGACUGAAAACAAGAUGUUGGCAUUAACGUGUUCUCGUGAUAAAGAAAUUUUGAAAGAGUACUUAGAGCGGGUAAGAGAGAACGAGAACUUCUGGUUCACGCUUGAUUAUUUCGCGAAGUCUCCAGUUGGUAACCAACUUUUAUGGGACCACCUGAGUGAUGUACCUAAUUUUGAUAAACAUGAAGACUUCACGGAAUCCAUACUAAACGCACUCACUAAAUAUCCUUACUCAUUGUUUAGUGGAAGGAAUUAUGAAAAGAUCCUCCUAACAGAAGCUAAUAAUCAAAUAGACCCAGAACAUCGAGAAAAGCUGAAAUAUUUAUUUGAGAUAUCCAGUGGAAAACGAACAUGGACUGAAGUAUAUUCUGCCAUUAUUCAGUGGUUGAAAGAAAAUGUCCCAAUUGUUACCCAAUCAUUAUAG
Messenger RNA from Schistosoma guineensis, 5598 nucleotides. The record is from the annotation of a GenBank genome assembly. Lineage: Eukaryota; Metazoa; Platyhelminthes; Trematoda; Strigeidida; Schistosomatidae.